Messenger RNA from Dermacentor andersoni, 1260 nucleotides. RefSeq names its product ipis-1-like. The record is from RefSeq and is a predicted model, not a curated record. Lineage: Eukaryota; Metazoa; Arthropoda; Arachnida; Ixodida; Ixodidae. Gene Ontology annotation, molecular function: serine-type endopeptidase inhibitor activity.
UCGAGUGCAUAGUCAUGCCGAAGCAUCUUAGUCGCAUGAUUUCGCACUUUUCGAUGGACCUGCACCGGGAGCUGCUGAAGUCUAGGAAUGAAAAACCCGAGAACGUCGUCUCUUCGCCGUACGGCAUUGCGGCAAGCCUCUCCAUGACGCUCUUCGGAGCGCGUGGGAACACCGCCGAAGAGCUCUUGGCCGCGCUACAUGCGAAAGACGAAAAAAUUCACGAUCAGUUCGCGUCGUUUUUACCGAAGUUGGUGAGUCAUUCCCACAAGCUGCAAUUCCAAGCCGCCCACAGAAUCUACAGUGACCUGAAGUUUCCAGUCACUGCCGAGUGCGCAGCCUUCCUGAACUCUACAUACUCCUCCACAAUCAUGUCCGUGGACUUCCAGAACAACAGCGAAAACAUUAGAGCCCAGAUCAACGACUGGGUCAAGGAGGCCACCGAGUCUAAGAUAACGAAUCUGCUGGCUCCAGGAAGCGUCGGUCCUUCGACCAGCGUGAUCUUAGUCAACGCCAGCUACUUCAGCGGGCUCUGGGAGUCACCGUUCCCGGCGAAUACGACGUUGCGCCGCGAUUUCCACCUCACCGCCCACACCAAAGUGCAGGUGGACAUGAUGUCCCAGAAGCAAGAUUUCGCGAUCGCUCACAAUGAUGAGCUUGCAGUCAGGGCCAUCGAGAUACCUUACAAAGGCGGCAGAGCGUCCAUGGUCAUACUACUGCCCGAUGCCAUCGAUGGGCUGUCGAAUCUAGAGCGUCACAUAUCGCAUUGCAAGCUGUCUGAUAUCCUGGCAGACUUCAAGGAGACAUCGAACGUCCAACUGAGCAUGCCUAAGCUCUUGCUACAGCAGAGUUUUUCUCUGAAAGACACCUUCCGGGGCAUGGGAGUCAACGACCUGUUCUCGGCCAAGUGCGACCUUUCGGGCAUGUUCAAGAGUGGAAAUCCCUCCGUGUCCGACAUAAUCCACAAGGCGUACCUGCAGGUUGACGAAGAAGGAACGGAGGCUGCAGCGGCCACGGCUGUUACGGGUUGUGGGCCUUGCGACCCAGGAGCGACGCAGACAACGGAGUUCAUAGUUGACCAUCCGUUCAUGUUGUUCGUUUUGAGGAGCAAGUCCGACGUGGUCUUGUUCAUGGGCUCCGUGAGACAUCCGUGAUGCUUCUUUCUUGUGCCAAUUCUCGACUGUCGUCGACUGCGUGCGGCGUUUGCACAUGUUAUUUUACUGGAAAAAUUAAUAAACUGCGAGUUUCCCACGUGUACGUAUG